Molecule: messenger RNA, 522 nt
Organism: Knipowitschia caucasica
Lineage: Eukaryota; Metazoa; Chordata; Actinopteri; Gobiiformes; Gobiidae
Source: the annotation of a GenBank genome assembly
AUGUCUCGACUUGAAAGGCUCCGGUCGUUGGUGAACCAGCGGAUGAACGCGGCGGCGGAGGACAUCGGGCGGAUGCUGGAGGGAAAGGUGUCCGAGUACGAGGAGGAGGCCCGGUUCUUCCGAGAGGAGAACAACAGCCUACAGCACAAGAUCCUGAAGCUAGCGUCGAAAUCAGAUGUUCAGAUCAUGGUGAUGGAUGGAGACAAUAGCAGCUCCAGUGAGAACCAGGAUGACUCUCCUCAGGACCAGGCCUCGACAGCACCCCCUGUGUGUGAGCAGGAGCACCAGGAGGAAACCCCAGAUAAACCACACAGCAGGAAGAGCCAGAAGAAUCAAGACUCCAAAGACUCAGAGUCCUCUGAGGAGGAAGAGGAUGAGGGGGAAGACUCUGAGUCCUCAGACGAAGGGGAAAACCAUGGGGAAGACCAGGGAGAAGACCAGGGGGGAGAGCAGGGACAGAGAAGAACCAAGAGGAAAGCACCGCAACUGAAGGAGGAGAAGGUCAAACGAAGCAGAAACUAA